GUUACAGUGCACGACCGUCCUCUUCUGAGUCUCAACAAAGUCGUGUAAAGGGUUCACCUACGGGAGCCUGACACUCCUCCUCCUGUACUCACGUCUGACCUCGGCUAGCUAUCCGCGACGCCCAUCUUGAGGUGCAUUGAGCAGGCUGCCUCGCCGCUCCGCAAAUCCUGCGCUAUCCUAUCGAAACAUCCCAGUAUAGGAGCUUUACUAGCUAGGCUGUGAGACGGAGCUACGACGCAAAUCAAGCCUAAUUAAAAAACGGUGUUUUGAGGCCACCAGGUGAAUCAUAGCACUAGCGGGUCGGUAUAGCCUCGCCAGUCCCGGUGUACGAUCAAGAGUCGUCAAGCCACAUGGCCCACGCGCUCCUCAGUUACCGGGGUACUAGCGGGAUACCCUGCAGGCCUCGCUCUACCACCAUCGUUGACCUCCCACCCGACGUCCUCCUCAUCAUCUUUCGCUACGUGUCGAAGGACGCCGAGCUCCCAGGAGACAGCAAUGGCAUCCAUUCAAGACUGGCCGCGUUUCUAGAUCCUUGGCCCUCGCACCAUGACCGAUACCUUGACCAUCCUUUCCCAGAAUCCCUGGCAUCUAUUCGCCCCCUCUGGCGGAGCAUCAUGUCAAAUAUAUCCAUAUUCUGGACGCGACUUGUCAUUUGGAUUGGAAGGGACCCUACUCCGCUUUCUAGGAUUCACCAGUACCUCUCGUGGUCGCAGGACCGUCCCCUCGACAUCUACGUCUAUCGAAGGUUUGACCAGUCCGUACAGGAUCCUAACGAGAAGGCUCGGAUCGACGCCAUAUUCGAGCUGCUUCUGCCACACGUGAAGCGAUGGAGGACCUUACACAUGCAUCUUCUUUGCUCCAGUUCGCUCCCCCUCCCUCGCGUCGAUCUCGUGGGACGCGCAGACAGGCUGGUCACGCUCGUACUUCGGUUCAUAUUCGACGACCUUAUCGACAGCACCGGAUCGACCUCGCAUCUUGAAGACGAAUUCGAGACUCCUGUUCUGAGGAAUCUCUUUAUGGGUGGAGUCCACUUCCGCGAAUCGUACGUGAGACCGUUUCCGCGGUUGGCCAUGCCGCCCAAGCUCAGCUCCGUUGCCAUCACCGACUACAACUCGCACAACGUGGCUUUCCCGCUCGUCGACCUGCUUGCAUGUCUUGUGGGCUGCACGCAUCUGAGCAGUCUCGAGCUCGACAGCGUCUGCCUCGACUGCUCGUACACCGGGCCACACAUCAUCACUGCCGAGAUGCGCCUUCCCCGCUGGUCAGCCAAUGUCAAAUUCAUCGACAUCAGCGGCGACGUGAUCACGGAGUACAGCAGGCUUCUCGAUUACCCCGUUGUUGACAGUGUGUCGUACAGGCGAUGCACGACCGCCGUACCUCUGGGGGCCACUCUCACAGAUGGGUAUAACGUUGGCAUGUUCGAGAUCCAUAGUCCAACGGUACUCUUCAGCCUUCUCGCGGCUGCGCCUGAAGAUUUCUCAUUCUGCGAAACACAAUUUGAGGAUUGCGACGGUCUGACCACGGACGUUUUGCGCAAGCUGGCGGAGCCUAUGCACGAUCCCGAUGCAGAGGCGGAAUGGGUGCUCCAAGGGACGUGGUUAUGCCCGAACAUGAAGUCGAUCCAUGUUCUCGCAUGCACGCAGUUCCGAAGCGCGGACAUGCGCGCGCUGCUCGAGGCACGUCGCAGAGUGCACGCGGCGACGGGAUUCGCGGAUGCAGACAGCCCAGGGUUUCUGGUGUCGUCGGUGGACCAGCUGUACGUGCGUGGAUGCUGCGAGCUCGCCCCCGAAGAUGAAGUAUGGUUAGAUGUGAACGUCCCUCGGGUGCACUGGGACGAUUGGAAAGGAGGUUACGAUCGGCCGGGGCUGAGAAGGCAGAUAUCUUGAGCGCUUUGUAUCCACACUGUCGUAUAAGCUACCAUGUCCCCAACCGGUAGCUAAAUGAAGCGAGUCCCCCAUUCACUUUCUCCAGCACCGGACUUAGUA
Molecule: messenger RNA, 1985 nt
Organism: Fomitopsis serialis
Lineage: Eukaryota; Fungi; Basidiomycota; Agaricomycetes; Polyporales; Fomitopsidaceae
Exons: 3
Coding region: 351-1886 (511 amino acids)
Source: RefSeq, a predicted model, not a curated record